UAUAGAUGAUGUCUUCCUCCUGGUGUCUGCCUCUGGUUCUCCUGUUCUCCACUCUGGCUGUUUCACACAGCGCUGAACCUGGCUCCACACAUGCCAAGAGGAGACUGGCACAGCCCUCGCCAGGCAGUGGCAAUGCCCUCCAGUACCCUGAUCAGGGCUUCCAGAGUCACGGGCAUGGGCACAGUAGGGAGCGUGGAGGGGGGCAUGGUGGCCAGGGGUCCCGCGGUGCCAAAGCCAGUUCUGGGGCUGGGCUUCUCUCCCGCAGGCCCCUGCACCCUGCAGCUCGGCCUGAGGAUGAUGGGACGGGUCUGGAGGGCCUGAACCCGGUGAGACUGGAGAUGGGUCCUGUGGGCAGGGAGCAGGAGAAGGGUCGUGGGGGCUUCAGGAACCCGUCUCAUGCCCGAGACAACCACCCUCUGGGGCCACGCAAGGGGAGGGGCCAGGGGCAUGGGCACCACUUUGACCAGAGGAGACAUGGAGGUCGAAGAGAUAAGGGUCGGCUCACUAAAGGUUUUCUCCCUGAGCCUGAGCUGGGCUCUGUUCUGAAGAACAGGGAUCUGUCUGAGGAGGGAUCUGUCUCCUCCGCCGCUGCAGCCGCCUCCCCCUUUCACAGAUUGACCCCGCCCACUGAACCCCCCUCCCCCAUCUACGCGGUCUUUGGCUCCGGCUCCUAUGCGGUUUCCACGGUGAUGAGCGAGCAUCUCCCAACGCUGCCCCCAGCCUCCACCAAACCCCAGAAGUCUGGCCGGGGGAAGAUGCAAGGAGAGGUGAUGCCCACUCUGGACAUGACUCUGUUUGACUGGACAGACUACGAGGACAUGAAGCCAGUGGAUGCCUGGCCAUCCUCCAGGAAGAAAGACAAGCGGCGCAGUAAGAACCUGAGCAGUGGCAAUGUGACUCUGGACACUGAUGCCAUCGAGCCAUGUGACCACCAUCUGGACUGUCUCCCAGGCUCCUGCUGUGACCUGAGACAACACGAGUGUAAGCCUCACAACCGGGGCCUUAACAACAAGUGCUAUGACGACUGUAUGUGCGAGGAAGGGUUCCGUUGCUAUGCCAAGUUCCACCGGAAGCGUCGCGUGACCAGGCGAAGGGGCCGCUGCGUGGUGCCAGAGUCAGCCAACAGUGACCAGGGUGCCUUCAUCACAGUGUGAGGGGCGACAGACACACCAGAGGCCCCCACACACACAACACAUUGAACAUGACCACUCCCUCUGACAACACAGACAGAACACAGGCUAUACAUCACCUGACAGUGAUAGUUCAUUCAGCAUUUUCAUACUACCAACUCAUAACGUCUCCGCCACUUCAAUGCCACAAAAUCAUGUACAUGUA
Messenger RNA from Salvelinus namaycush (lake trout), 1335 nucleotides. RefSeq names its product draxin-A. The transcript is spliced from 6 exons. Gene Ontology annotation, cellular component: extracellular region. The record is from RefSeq and is a predicted model, not a curated record. Lineage: Eukaryota; Metazoa; Chordata; Actinopteri; Salmoniformes; Salmonidae. Gene Ontology annotation, biological process: Wnt signaling pathway; axon guidance. The coding region runs from base 6 to 1154 and encodes 382 amino acids.